Molecule: messenger RNA, 387 nt
Organism: Fusarium keratoplasticum
Lineage: Eukaryota; Fungi; Ascomycota; Sordariomycetes; Hypocreales; Nectriaceae
Product: Mediator of RNA polymerase II transcription subunit 31
Exons: 2
Coding region: 1-387 (128 amino acids)
Biological process (GO): regulation of transcription by RNA polymerase II
Cellular component (GO): mediator complex; core mediator complex
Molecular function (GO): transcription coregulator activity
Source: RefSeq, a predicted model, not a curated record
AUGGCUGCUGAGGCCUCUCAAGAUGUACCAAUGGGUUCACCUCCACCCGCGCCCGCGCAGACGGACACGGAGCCCAAGUAUGGCGGCUACUCGCGUUUCGAGAUUGAGCUCGAGUUUGUACAAUCUCUAGCCAACCCUUACUACCUCAACCACCUCGCCUCCCAAAAGCUCCUCAACCAACCCGCCUUUGUCGCAUACCUCGCCUAUCUCCAGUACUGGAGCAAGCCGCCCUACCUCAAGUACCUGACCUACCCGGGCCCGACCCUGCGACACCUCGAGCUCCUCCAGCAGGAGAUGUUCCGACAGCAGAUCAUGAGCCCGGACGUGGUUCAGAGACUGGUCGAGGAGGGCAUGAAGGCCUCGAUCGAUUGGCACCGCGAAAGCUAG